AGGCCUGCGCAGUUGCGGCGGCCGGGGAAGAUGGUGGAGGACGCGGCGGAGGAGCUGGAGGAUCUGGUGCAUUCUUCUGUGUCGGAGUUGCCUAGUCGCGGCUACGGCGAUGAGGAGAUCCGGCGGCAAGGCAAGCUGUGCGACGUAACGCUCAAGAUCGGGGACCACAAAUUCAGUGCUCACCGGAUCGUCUUAGCAGCCUCCAUCCCAUACUUCCAUGCUAUGUUUACAAAUGACAUGAUGGAGUGCAAGCAGGAUGAGAUUGUAAUGCAAGGAAUGGACCCAAGUGCACUGGAGGCUCUGAUCAACUUUGCUUACAACGGCAACCUUGCCAUUGACCAGCAAAAUGUCCAGUCACUGCUGAUGGGGGCGAGCUUCCUGCAGCUACAGAGCAUCAAAGAUGCCUGUUGCACCUUCCUCCGAGAACGGCUUCACCCAAAAAAUUGCCUGGGUGUGCGCCAGUUUGCUGAGACAAUGAUGUGUGCUGUGCUAUAUGACGCGGCUAACAGCUUCAUCCACCAGCACUUUGUGGAGGUGUCCAUGUCAGAAGAGUUCCUGGUCCUGCCCUUGGAAGAUGUGCUUGAGCUGGUGUCUCGGGAUGAACUGAAUGUGAAGUCAGAGGAGCAGGUCUUUGAAGCUGCAUUGGCCUGGGUCAGAUAUGACCAGGAACAAAGGGGACCCUACCUGCCUGAGCUGCUGUCCAAUAUCCGCCUGCCCCUCUGUCGGCCCCAGUUCCUGUCAGAUCGAGUGCAGCAAGAUGACCUUGUGCGUUGCUGUCACAAGUGCAGGGACCUGGUAGAUGAAGCGAAGGACUAUCAUCUCAUGCCAGAGCGCCGGCCCCACCUGCCAGCUUUCAGAACCCGGCCUCGCUGCUGCACAUCCAUCGCUGGACUUAUCUACGCUGUGGGGGGCCUCAACUCAGCAGGUGAUUCCCUGAAUGUGGUGGAAGUGUUUGACCCCAUUGCCAAUCGCUGGGAGAAGUGCCAUCCCAUGACAACAGCCCGAAGCCGUGUGGGCGUGGCUGUGGUAAACGGGCUUCUCUAUGCUAUCGGGGGAUAUGACGGCCAACUGCGACUGAGCACUGUGGAGGCCUACAACCCGGAGACGGACACAUGGACCAGAGUGGGGAGCAUGAACAGCAAGAGAAGUGCCAUGGGGACAGUUGUGCUGGAUGGGCAGAUCUACGUCUGUGGAGGCUAUGAUGGCAACUCUUCACUCAACUCUGUGGAGACCUACUCACCUGAGACAGACAAGUGGACAGUGGUGACUCCGAUGAGCUCAAACCGCAGUGCUGCUGGGGUUACAAUCUUUGAGGGCAGGAUAUAUGUGUCAGGUGGCCACGACGGUUUGCAGAUCUUCAACAGUGUGGAGCACUACAACCAUCACACAGCUACCUGGCACCCAGCUGCUGGCAUGCUCAACAAGCGCUGCCGGCAUGGUGCUGCCUCCUUGGGAAGUAAGAUGUUUGUCUGUGGAGGCUACGAUGGCUCUGGCUUUCUCAGCAUUGCUGAGAUGUACAGCUCUGUGGCAGACCAGUGGUGCCUAAUAGUACCUAUGCUCACUCGCCGGAGUCGGGUCUCCCUUGUGGCCAGCUGUGGGCGCCUCUAUGCAGUAGGGGGCUAUGAUGGACAGUCCAACCUAAGCUCAGUGGAAAUGUAUGACCCAGAGAUGGACCGCUGGACGUUUAUGGCACCCAUGGCAUGCCAUGAGGGAGGGGUUGGUGUGGGCUGCAUCCCUCUUCUCACCAUCUAAGACAGGGUGGGAUGUGGUUGGGUAAGGGAUCUGGUACAAACGUAGGCACUUCCUUCCAGGGAGCAAUCCCUCUCAGGAGAGGUGGUGGACCACUGAAGAUGGGGUGAAAUGUGAGCUUGCUGGAGGUACAGUUUUUCCAGGUGCUUAAGUCCUCCUUCACUGUGUUGCCCUGGUGACCUUAGGUCAUCAAGAUGCACAGCACAGGACAGAAGCCCCUCUGGUUCCACAGCCAGUGACACAGAGCUGCUUUGCUGGUCCACAUGUCCACAGGCUCCCUCCAAGCUCAGCUCUCACCUGCUGCAGCGCUCUGAUCUACCCAUUUGCAGAAUGCCUUCCAUCUGAUGCUCCUCUUUGCCUGUCUGUUCAUGACUACAGCCAUGUUGUAGUCAAUUUGCCAUUGGGAGGCUGCAGAGGCCAUGCCUAUUGAAAACUGGGGUAUAGCUGGGGGGGAAAGGACACCCCAAGUGCUAUUACUGCCUGUGGUAGUGUGGCUACAGCAGCAUGCUGGUGGCACACAGCCUGCUCAUUCUUCCAUCACAGGGUACAGAGGAUUUUGUCCUUGUCUCCAAAUAAGCAGGGAGAACAGAAGUCUUUCCUAUGUCUGAUUUUGGGAUUUAAGUGAGGCCUUUUGCAUCUUGUCCAGGAGUAAUGGGAGAAACAAAGAUACUUGAAAGAAACUAAGGAAAUUUUAACACUUGAAAGAAACUGGAAAAAAAUGCUUUUUUAAGUGAACAUUUUUUAUAGGAAGAAAACAUAAAAGACACUAAAAGCAAAUACAAGUUUAAAUGGAACACCGCCCAACAUGAGAAUGGUGGUAUCCACUCCCGCUUUUGGAUCCCAGGGUCCUGAGGCCUCAUAAAGCAGUUGGGGUUCCCUCUGAGCCCCAGCAUGUCUGGAAUCAGUGGAUUUUCAACUGGUCCUGUAGCAAGGUGCUCAUGGGGUUUUUCUUCACACCCAACAUCAGAGGACUUUUUAAAUUGUAGGCUUAAUGAGUUGGCUGAAUUACUGCCACUCUUCUAGGUGGGAGCUCCCACUGUCACUAGAGGCUCCAGAUACCCCUGUGAUUACCUCCUUCUGCCACCACGGCGCUCAUUCAGGACCCCACUCCCACAUACAUUCCUUUUUUUGACCAGCAGGAAACAGCAUGUCUGGCCAGAUUCUCACUUGCCCACCUAUCAUCCUUAGAUAAUUCUCCUCGUGUUGCUUCUGGGGCACAUUGAUCAUUUGUACCUCUAGAAUCUAACCAGGGGCUUGCUCCUACCAGCCAUGGGCUAACUUGGUAUGGUAACCAGGUCUGCCCUGCCAUUCCACUGCUCCUCCAUCCACUUGCCAAUUCCAGGGGUCUGGCUUCCCUCCAGCCCUUGCCAGACUGACCAGCAAGGUGGACCUUUACAUUCAAGCAAAGCUGGCUUUAUGACACAAAGAACUAAAGUCUGAAAGAAACUUUUGCUGCUGCGAAGAACAGAUUUUAUACUUCUUCCUCUAAUCUUGGCAGAUGACCUUGUGAAGAGUCUCCAUGCUCCUUCCUCCUCUCUGGAUGGGACCUUAAUGUAGCACAGCAGGACCCAAAAAGGAGGACCAGUGCACUGGGCAGUGGGGCUGUCCUUCAACUGCUGCCGCCAAAAUCUGGUUUUCUAAAAUUCUUCCAUAGAGACUAAAAGAAGAUGCAAUUCCUUUUAGCCUAAGACUGUGUCUUAGGGUGCCACUCUCCACCUGGUUGAUUUCUUGUCCCUUGCUGCCUGCCUGGAGUAGCCUGGAAACCUGUUCAGAAAGGCACAAUGUAGAGCCCCGGGUAUCCCCCACCCUAGGACUGUCAGGUUUACCAGUGUGUGCAAUCGCCAUGUAUUCAGAGGGAAGGCCCUUUGUUACCUACAACUUAGGAACUGGGCCUCUGCUAUAAGCACUUGAAAAUUAUGUUUUUAUUUUUAAAAGACUCAACAAUCUGAUAACUGAUAUAGUUUAGCCUGGGUUCCUGGUGGAGCUCCAGCAUUUCUCACUCCCCUUCAGUUACCUACAGAGGUAGACUGAAGGAGAUUGCCGGGGCGGGGGGGUUCUUAUUUCCUGUUAAGAGGAAUAUAUCAGUGCUCGUCUUAUUAUUAUGAGCCCCUUUCUUUUGUGAAUUUAAAGCAGCACUGACGAGCCUGAAUUGUGAAGCCUGGAUCAGUCAGUGGGCUUACUGAGUGGGCCUCCUAGGUCCUUAGGAUGCCAGCCAGGUUUCACCAUUGAGAAUGAUAGAUCAUUUUCCCAUGGUCUGCUGCUCUUGUAGUGGCAUUCCUGAGUCCACUUGGAUCAGUCAGUGGGCUUACUGAGUGGGCCUCCUAGGUCCUUAGGAUGCCAGCCAGGUUUCACCAUUGAGAAUGAUAGAUCAUUUUCCCAUGGUCUGCUGCUCUUGUAGUGGCAUUCCUGAGUCCACUACCACCUAUACUGUGCACCUGAGGCUUUUUCCAAGUAAGAUCAAGCCAGUGUUUUAAUCUGGGCUCUGAGCACAAUUGAAUAAACACCAAUAUUUUCACACUCACCUACUCAGUUCCUCAGUCUGAGGACAAAUGGCUGGUCUAGCUCUUCAGUGCUGGAGCCUUUCCAAUAUUACCAUGACAAGAAGUGGAAUUACCAAAGUAUAUUGUGGAAAGGAUAUAACAAGGAUAGACAUUGUGCUUGGUAGGCUUUGGGAUCUAGCCCAGCUCAGAGCAGAGGACAGUGUUGUUCACUGUUCUUGGGCGUUUCACCUUCUUGGAUGACACAGAGCCUUCCCUUCUGGGUUUCACCUGAGAUCAUGACCAGAUGGAAAGCUGAAGACCAGCCUUUUGACUUGACCACAGAUCAAUUAAGUAGAAAUUCUGUCUUCCCCAUACACAAUUUACUGUUUCACAGAAAAUCUUUUAUUUAUAGAACGCAUGUCUUUUGUGUUAAGAAACCAAAGAGAAAUAAAGAGAACACUCCUAAUACU
This is a messenger RNA of Castor canadensis (American beaver), 4699 nucleotides long. RefSeq names its product kelch like family member 18 (gene Klhl18). Lineage: Eukaryota; Metazoa; Chordata; Mammalia; Rodentia; Castoridae. Gene Ontology annotation, molecular function: protein binding. The record is from RefSeq and is a predicted model, not a curated record.